Megalobrama amblycephala (Wuchang bream) is the source of this 2354-nucleotide messenger RNA. RefSeq lists its product as uncharacterized. Bases 1 to 1098 code for a protein of 365 amino acids. NCBI's taxonomy places the organism in Eukaryota, Metazoa, Chordata, Actinopteri, Cypriniformes, Xenocyprididae. The record is from RefSeq and is a predicted model, not a curated record. The transcript is spliced from 5 exons.
AUGUGCACAGGGAACGAUCAGGGAAAGUCUGUAAGGCUCACUAGGAUAGAGAAACACACAGUGAAGAAAGUGACAGCGACAGAGGGAGAUCCUGUCUGUCUACCCGCUGAUCUUACUAAAAUAGAGAAAGAUGAUAAGAUACAGUGGUAUUAUGAAGAUGAAAAUUAUGAAAAAAAUGUCAUUGCUGAAUUCAAAGCAGGGGACAGAGAGCCACAUACAUUUCCAGGAGCUGAUGUGAAAUUCAGAGGCAAACUGAAGAUGGAAAAGACUGGAGAUCUCAUCAUCACAGACAUCAGGACUAUUUACUCUGGACUCUAUAUACUAAUGCUCAGCAACAGCAGCAACAGCAGAAGAGCCAAAUACAAGAGAUUCAAUGUUUCUGUGAAAUCAAAUGAAGAGUCAGUGGUGGUGGGAGGAUCUGUCACUCUCCCGUCUGCCCGCUUUGAUGCUAAAAUUGAAACAGAUGAUCUUAUUCUGUGGACGUUUGGAGCCGAAAAGCGUCUUGUUGCUACAAAUGCUGCAGGGCCAGAUAAAACUGAUGAGAGAUUCAGAGGCCGAGUGGAGCUGGAUGAGAAAACUGGAUCUCUGACAAUCAGUGACAUCAAAGCUGAAGACAUUGGACAUUAUAAUCUACAGAUCAUCAACAGCAAAGAGACCAAAGGCUGGAGAGUCAAUGUGAUUCUCAGUGCAAAGAAAGAGUCAGUGGUGGUGGGAGGAUCUGUCACUCUCCGGCCUGACCAGCCCAUUGCUAAAACUGAAACAGGUGAUCUUAUUCUGUGGGCGUUUGGAGCUAAAAAGAGUCUUAUUGCUACAAAUGCUGCAAGGCCAGAUAAAACUGAUGAGAGAUUCACAGACCGAGUGGAGCUGAACAGGGAAACUGGAUCUCUGACAAUCAGUGACAUCAGAGCUGAAGACACUGGACAUUAUAAACUACAGAUCAUCAACAGCAAAGAGACCAAAGGCUGGAGAUUCAAUUUGAUUCUAAGUGAUUCCACAGAGAAUGAAUCAGCGACUGCAGAGAACACAUCGCUGUUGGCGGGGGGGAGAAAUCAACCUCAGUUUGAGAUGAGACACACCCACCAGUGUCAAACACUAUGACAUCAUCAACAUGUGAGCAUCCAUAUACAACACCAAAAACACAUUUCUUUCCAUCUUGUGAAAGUGAGAAACCUGUUUCUGUCGAGCUGUUAAACGUGCGAGUAAAACGUUUCUUUGGUUGGUGGUUGAUGAAACUCUUUCAUACAUCAUUUCACUAAUGUUACACGUCAUACAUGUUGCUUUAUUAACAAAAUACUGCUUUGAUUCUCACAUCUUUGAUAUUGUGCAAUCGUAAAACUGUGAGAUUUCAUAUAAGAUGUGGAAAUCACUGAAUGUGUUGCUUUGAUGAAUCAAGGAGUGGGCAGUGCAAUGGGGAUUCUUGACUGAGAGAAUUGAGCGCAAUGGUCAAACAUGUCCGUCUAGUGAGUGUUUACAGAAAAAACUAUGGAAGAGCAGCAGAGACGAGCUCUGUGAACUAGCCUUGAGACUUAGAAACUCCUGCAGACACUGAACUCAAGAUCUGUAAGAUCUCACAUUAGGCAGUUUUUGGUCCAAUAAUCUGUUUGUUUCUAAAUUAAGCAGAUGGAAAUCACUAGUUGUUAAGAUGGUACCGUCUAUGCAGUUCAUUAGUGGUAGAUUUCAUCAGGCCUCGAGGGAAUAUCGAGCUGAGUAUCAUCAGAGUAACAAUAAAUGCAAACCCUCCUAAAAUGUCUCCAAGGGGAAGCGUGCAUUAGAGUGAGAAUGGAUUUGCUUUUAUGAUAACAGUCUGUUGUCAGACACUUUCCCUCUUACGCUGGUACGCGGCAUGACAGAAGAGACCUGUCCAAAGACAUGCAAACGGGAAGAGUUCAGCCUGAUCACCUGAGCUUUUCAAAGAUGUUUGUGAUGAUGAUUAUGAAGGUUUGCUUGCUUUUUAAUCAAUGUAUGUAAUCAGCUGUUUUCAUAUAUAACAGAAUAUAUAUAAUAAAGGGGACGUAAAUAAUCUAAAUAUCAAAUUGGAAUUCGCAGUCUCUGUGUUUGUGGCUGCAAAAAAAAAAAAAACCAUAAUUAUGUUUUAUCUUGUUCAUAUUACUUACACUGAUUUACAUCUGUAUAUACAUAUGUACCGUAUGUAUUAACCUACUGUAGUUCUGUUGCCUUAAUGAUAAUGGAUAUUCUCCAUUUUAAGGAUUUUAAUUGUCACUGGACAGUGUUGUGAUGCAGUAAUUUUUACCAUUGCCUUUGCUAUAAUGUAAUAACUCUUGUUGAAUUUGUGCUGGUCAGGAAAAUCAACUAAUAACUAAUAUUAUUCAAUAAACUGCUCAUUUUGACUCUCA